AUGUUCAUGGAGGACCUCAGACCGGGGUAUGAUCCAUUCAUUAGUGGACUGGAGCCAGAGCCAUUCGAGAAUGUUUUGCUGGACAUUUUCGAGGGAAUCAAACGGUAUAUGGACACGGAUGAUGAGGAGGACAAACCAGAGGAAGAAGAACCAUUAUCCAAGGAUGAUCCUUGGUAUACAGAUGAGAACUUGUUUGACAGAAAGCUCUGCACAGACGUCUCAUCCCUUCCACAGCUCGAUUUCUUACCACUGACACCUCCACUUGAUAUUUCACCUCCAGAACCAACACCACCAAAAGUCACGGAAAUGCCAACACUCAAAAUGGAAGCGCCAGUUAGACCAGUGACCAAGACUCGUCAGUUCCCAAUGCUUCGUUGUGGAUGCAACGAAGAUUUUGUCUCCCAAUUUGCUCUGGAAUACCAUGAGACCAAGCAUCAUCCACAGUUCUUCAAUUGGUUUUGCUCGGAAUGCAAUAUUCGCUUCAAAGCGUUGCAGCAAGCAAGUGACCACUUGAUCAUGAUUCAUGGUUGUGGUAGAAUGCCAGUGUUUGGCAACAUUCAUGAUCCGGUCAAGAAGCCGUCAGGACAGUUGCUGGGACAAAUCAUCACUCGUCGCUCGUCGGAUUUCAUCAGGGAAUUCCUGGAAACUCGUGGAAAGCAGACCAUCAUGACAACUGCUUACUACCUGUUUGCAAAAUGCGAACUGCAAGCAGUGGUUGCUGGAAACGUCAGUUUGGCUUGCUACAACGAGGCAAAGAGUGAUCUUCUUACCACUGCUGAUGCUUCCGAAUUCGAGGAUUUGAUCUCAUGCUUGAAAAGCACCUUCAUCUAUGGUCGGUACAUCAAGCGUGUUCCGCUAGAUGGCUACAUGGGAGCAACUACUGUGUAUAAGACGUUGACAUACACCAACGUUCGAAACAGAAAGAAGCCAACUCCUCGUCAAUCCCAAAGCAUGAGAGCCAUAACUGGUGUCGCUGGUACUCGUCAGCAGUUCUAUGGAGCGGGACAAUACCGUGUUAAUCCAUACACUAGCAUGAAUCAAGCACGAACGGUAAGAAAAGUUUCAACAGCAUACAAAAAGCAUCCAACCCCACCAUCCCGCAAUCAACAAUAUGUGCUUCCUCUCCCAACUAAGAAUCCACAAACUGUUGUUCGGCGCACUCCCUCCACUACAAACACCACUACUACCAGCAAGAAGGUGUUUUUCCCACUUUAA
Molecule: messenger RNA, 1215 nt
Organism: Caenorhabditis briggsae
Lineage: Eukaryota; Metazoa; Nematoda; Chromadorea; Rhabditida; Rhabditidae
Exons: 4
Coding region: 1-1215 (404 amino acids)
Source: RefSeq, a predicted model, not a curated record